CACCGUGAGGGCACCCGCCUAUACGCACGUAUAGUACGUUACAAACUCGAUUGGACUCAGGUCGUCCAUAAAAUGUGACUUGGCUGGACUCAAACAAGUUAUACAUCGUUUAUCUAAUAAUCUAGGCUAUAUAUUUGUUUUGUUUUUGUCAAACGAUUCGGUACACGUCGGCAAUGGGGAAAUUGUAUAUAUUUUUAUUGCUUUCGAUUCUUUUUCUGGAUGUGACGCUCCAAGCCAAAGGGAAAACAGUCAGGAGAAACAACAGGAACAGCUCUGACAUGAUUCACCCCAGGACAUUCAGAGGACACUCCCCUACAACAAAGUCCCUCUCUCUCCCAAAUGGGACACAAAAACAAGCGCCCCAUUCUUCCCUCAACGCUCACCCCCUCGUUGAAGAACUUUGGUUACCAAGCAACAGCACAGCUGAGUACCUCAGCGGCGCACUCAGCACCAGGGUCAUCCCCGGUGUUUACCUCCUGGCCAUCGUUGUGGGCAUCCCGGCCAACGUGGCCAUCUUGUCUGCGCUGGUCACCAAAGUGAGGAUGGUUUCCUCCGCCAUCCUGUACUGUAGCCUGGCCCUGUCCGACAUCCUCCUCCUCCUCUCCCUCCUCCCCAAGGUCCACUACCACCUCCACGGCAACCACUGGGCGUUCGGGGAGGCCACCUGCCGGAUGGUCACCGCUUGUUUCUACGGCAACCUCUACUGCUCGGCUCACACGCUUGCCUGCAUUAGCGUGAAGCGCUACCUGGCUGUGGUGCACCCCUUCCUCUACAGACGCCUCCCCAAGAGGGCCUGUUCCGCCUGGGCCUGCCUGGUCGUGUGGCUGGUUUUUGGGGCUGCCGCGGUACCCGAGCUCCUGGUCCAGCAGAGCUACCGACUCCCUCAGCUAGGCCUCACCACCUGCCACGACGUGCUGCCUCUGGACUACAACUCCCACGCGCCCCUGAUUUACUACAAAGUGUUCCUGACCUUCCUGGGCCUGCUUCUGCCUUUGGUGUUGACCGCGGGUUGCUACGCGUUCAUCGUUUACGAGCUCAACCACACGCACUACGACUGGGCGCUUUACGUGAAGGCCAGCUCCCUGGUCUUUGUCAUGUUCCUGGUGUGUUUCGUCCCAGCCGGGACCCUCCACUUCCUCCAUUACGUCCGUCUGUUUGCGGAGGGAGAGGACGGCUUCUACGCCUACUUCAGCGUGGCCGUGUGCCUGUGCUGCCUGCACUCGUGUCUGGACCCCUUCCUGUUCCUCCUCGUGUCCAAGUCAACCCGCACGACGCUACACUUCACCACCCUGAAGGGGAAGGUUCUGAGCGUGACCACGUGAAAAGCCGAGCCCUGCGGGCUCCUGAACAGACUUCGGACAGUCCUUCUCUGACUGAUUGAGAUGACAAUGGUCGUUUUUUUAAAUAGGCGGAAAUCUGUGCCUUUCGUGGAAGUUGAAUGGAUGUCUUAAAAUGAUGUUAACAUUUAACUCAAAAGAGUAUUGUAAGGUUUACUUUGCAAAUAGAGAUGCUGUUCAGAUAUGUCCAUGGGACAUGUAAAUAUGUCCUUUGUUUUGCAUGCCGGGAUAUCCAAAAAGAAGAAACUGGAAACAGGAUGUGUAAUCAGACCAGAGAACUGUCUUCCUGGUUGUAAUCAGCGAGUGCAUGAAUAGGUUACUAUGUUUGUUAGCUCAACUCAGUGCACGGAUGUGUGUGUGUGUGUGUGUGUGCUUGUGAUACAGAGAGAGAAAAUGUACAGUGCAAUUAUUUUCUUACCUAACACCUGUGUAACACAUAUAACAUAUAACAUCCAUGUUAUAUUUUAAAUAAGGAUUCUUCAUAAGGGCUUGUGAAAAAAAGCAUUCCAAGAUCUACUUCCAUGCUUUCCUUCCACCUCCAACCUUCUUCCAGUGCUGUUCAGUGUGGACAGACAGCUGGCCUGCCAAAGAAUCCUCAGAUGGACCGACUAAUCUAGUCAGGCCAGACAGGAGCUCUCACGGUGAAGUGUUAGAUGGUGUCACUUCUAUUGUCCUUCACACAUUUCUUUCCAGAGCUUACCAGUUCUCCAGGAGACAUCCUUGGGAAAACUUUUGAGAUCUGAGUUCUAAGCCAAGGUUCUGUGUUGCCAGUGUUGUAAAUGCCAGCUGUACUGACCCAAGGACGGCUGUGAGUUAGAGAUGGAUGUUGUAGCAUGCAGGCCUUCCCACAAUCCACCACACUGUACCAGUGAACUAUGACCACCUAUGACGUGAUAAAUAUCAUCGAAAGCUGUGAUGCGAUUAGGACUCAUAAAAACGGGUAUUUCAGCAGAGCACUGAUUCGCGGGAGUCUGUGGUUUGGUCAGCCAAUCAGCCUUCUCCUCUUCUGGUCACUCAACAUAACUGAAUCUCAAGCGAACGGAACAACCGAAUGAAAACGCCACGGUUGUUGUCAUAGAGAAUGAAACUCUUUAUUUUAUACAUGUUAGAUCCCAGGGGAAUCCACCUUUGUAUAUUUUACAUUGCACCGUUUAACCAUCCGUGGUCAAAAUAAAACUUGUCAAGGACAGGACUUUUGGCUAAUGGGUAGACAGUGACAACCAGCUCUAUCGAUUGUUUCCAGCGAGAGCGGGUCCCAGUCCAGAGGUCAGCAGUGCCUGGCUUUCAACACAUCUAUAAUCAGAUUGAUACAGUACAUGCUAUGGACAUGUAUAUGUAUUAUAGACAUGUAUCAGUUAUCAUGUGACCAGGGGCGGU
Messenger RNA from Osmerus eperlanus (European smelt), 2714 nucleotides. RefSeq names its product proteinase-activated receptor 3. Gene Ontology annotation, molecular function: thrombin-activated receptor activity. Gene Ontology annotation, cellular component: plasma membrane. The record is from RefSeq and is a predicted model, not a curated record. Gene Ontology annotation, biological process: thrombin-activated receptor signaling pathway; positive regulation of Rho protein signal transduction; phospholipase C-activating G protein-coupled receptor signaling pathway. The coding region runs from base 174 to 1322 and encodes 382 amino acids. Lineage: Eukaryota; Metazoa; Chordata; Actinopteri; Osmeriformes; Osmeridae. The transcript is spliced from 2 exons.